Messenger RNA from Raphanus sativus (radish), 4320 nucleotides. RefSeq lists its product as uncharacterized. The transcript is spliced from 4 exons. Gene Ontology annotation, molecular function: catalytic activity. The record is from RefSeq and is a predicted model, not a curated record. The coding region runs from base 1 to 4320 and encodes 1439 amino acids. NCBI's taxonomy places the organism in Eukaryota, Viridiplantae, Streptophyta, Magnoliopsida, Brassicales, Brassicaceae.
AUGAGAAGCAGCGCGGGUCGAGAAGAGACGAGCUCGCACAUGGUUGUUCCUUAUGAACAAACAUCUCAACUGCUGAUACACUCAAAACAGAGUAGGCGGGAAGGAAACUCCAGUGGGGCCACGAGAUCAAGAAAGCUAGCAAGUGCCAUUGUUAGUCCACAUGGUGUAGCUCACCCUAUGGCUAUGGAAGAGAAUGUGACUGUGAGGAAUAAAUUUGAGGGUCGAAUCUUAUCGUUCUCCUCUUCGGAAGGCAACAACUCUGGUAUCAAGGAUGACCAGAUGAUUGAGGCACUGAAUGACAUGGAGUCAAUGGAUCAAACGAACGGAGGCUUGCUGGACGAUGAAAUGGAGGGAGACGACCUCCUUGGGUUGGACUUAAUGGAGAUGGAGAAUACUAGCUCUGUCGCUGCUCCUAAGGAGGUAGGAGAUGGACAGAAAGUGAGGUCUGCGAGAUCCAAGAAGCAUGGCUCUAAACGAAAUGCCUCUUUGGGCAUUACCACAAGGAAGUUUGAGAUGAUUCGACGGGGAUCUCCGAUACGUCGUCUGGUGCCAUCGAAAGUGAACACAGGGAAUGGGGAGAAGCAUAAGAAGAAAGACGGUUCAAGGAGCGACCUCACAGUUCGACGCCUUACGGAGAUGUGUCAGAAGCAUCGCCCAGGACUUGUGUUCUUUUCUGAAACGAAGAAUAGGAAGCUGCGGUUGCAAAACCUUCAGGCUGACUUAGGAUUUGAUCAUGUGUUUACCGUUGAGCCACUUGGUCUCAGCGGAGGUUUAGCUUUAUUUUUUAUGGAUGAAUUUCAAGUUAAUGUUCUAUUUUCAAAUAACCGAAUGAUUGACAUUGAGGCAGUCAUUGAUGGAAUAAAAGUCUUUAUGACGUUUGUUUAUGGAGAUCCUGUAUUAGAACGAAGAGAUCAAGUUUGGGAACGUCUUACGCGUUUCUCAACAACAAGGAAUGGACCUUGGUUUAUGAUAGGAGAUUUCAAUGAAAUUAUUGAUCAUAAUGAAAAGGAAGGAGGUAGACAACGUACUGAUAGUUCUUUCUUACCUUUCAAGCAAAUGCUAAGUGAUUGUGGGAUGCUGGAAUUUCCAUAUACUGGAGAUAUGCUAUCAUGGGUUGGUAAAAGAGCAGGGAGAGUAACUGUUAGAUGUCGGCUGGACAGAGCUGUAGGAAACGCUGACUGGCAUGAAAAGUUCCCUCAUUCGAAAACAAAGUAUAUGAGAUUAUGGGGGUCGGAUCAUCGUCCGAUACUUGCUGAUAUUCUCAAAAAGCCAGCCAGGAGAUCGAGGAAAUUUAAGUUUGACAAAAGAUGGUUGGAUAAUGAGGAACUGAGACAAGUUAUUUUGGAGGGAUGGAAAUCACCUGAUCUUCCUCCCAAUGCUUCUCUAAUGGAACAUAUUUCCAGUUGUAGAAAGGCAUUAAGUGAGUGGAGGAGACAAAAUAAUAUAAACUCUGCGAAAUUGAUGGAAGAGCUUAAAGAAAAAGUGGAGGGUUUAUAUGCAGAUGAUAAUGCUACAACUGAGGAGAUAGCAGCAGUUUUGAAGGAGCUUUCUGAUGCUCUUAAGGCGGAAGAAAUGUUCUGGAAACAAAAGAGUCGUGUAUUUUGGCUAAGGGAAGGAGACCGCAAUACAAAAUUUUUUCAUGCCUUAACGAAACAAAGGAGAGCAAGGAACAAGAUCACUCAGUUACUAGAUGAAAAUGGAAAUAUUGUGGAAGAUGAAGAAGGAUUAGUAGCCAUUGCUACUAGCUAUUUUAGACAAAUUUUUGAGUCGUCUAAUCCACAGGAUAUUGAAGAAGCUCUAUCUGAAGUUCCUACGAAAAUAACGGAGCCAAUGAAUGAAAGUCUUACAGCACCGGUAACGGAGUGGGAGAUUAAAUUAGCUCUUUUUGCUAUGCACCCAGAAAAAGCCCCGGGACCAGAUGGGAUGACUGCGCUUUUUUAUCAGAAGUUUUGGGAUAAGGAUGAUAUAACUCUUAUGGUUAAUAAGUUCCUUACGGAAGGGAUAAUGCCUGAUGGUCUAAAUGAAACCAAUAUAUGCCUCAUCCCAAAGACAUCGACACCUAAUGCAAUGACUCAGUUCCGGCCUAUUAGUCUGUGUAACGUAAGUUACAAGAUUAUCUCUAAGGUCCUAUACCAGAGACUUAAGAAAGUACUACCAGGCUUGAUAUCGGAAACCCAGUCAGCCUUUGUUGCUGGCAGACAAAUUUCAGAUAAUAUUAUGGUUGCUCAAGAGAUGUUUCACGCUCUCAGGACAAAGCCUAGUGGACGCAACAAAAGAAUGACUAUUAAGACAUAUAUGAGUAAAGCCUAUGAUAGGAUGGAGUGGUCAUUUAUUGAAGCCGUGAUGAGGAAGAUGGGCUUCUCUGAAACUUGGAUCAUAUGGAUAAUGAGAUGUAUCACAUCUGUACAUCAUAAAGUCCUCAUGAAUGGGCAACCAAGAGGAAAUAUUAUUCCAGGAAGAGGCCUACGCCAAGGAGAUCCUUUAUCUCCUUUCAUUUUUAUUCUAUGCACGGAAGCGCUCGUUAGCCUUCUUAAUCACGCAGAGAACCAGGGAAAGAUAACAGGGAUGCGAGUUACCCGCGCGUGUCCAUCGAGGAUCAACGCAACCACAAGGCAAGAGAUCAAAGAUGUUAUUGGAAUACAGAAUGAUGGAGGAAUGGGGACUUAUUUGGGCAUUCCAGAAGAUAUUAGUGGCUCAAAAUGCAAGCUCUUUGCAUUCUUAAAAGAUAAACUAAUGCAUAGAGUUAAUAGCUGGACAGGGCGCUGGCUCUCGAAAGGUGGAAAGGAGGUAUUGAUUAAGUCCAUUCUACUUGCCCUCCCGACGUAUGUUAUGUCUACUUUCCUGCUCCCAUUGGAGAUAUGUGAAAACUUUGCCAGUGCUAUUGCUCAAUUCUGGUGGAGCUCGAAUCCCCCUAAGAGAGGAAUACACUGGUCGAAAUGGGAGAAAGUCUGCCUACCAAGAGAAGAAGGUGGGAUUGACUUUCGCAUGAUUCAUGAGUUUAACCUGGCACUUCUAGCGAAACAAUUAUGGAGGCUAACACAAAAUCCGGAUUCUCUGGUAGCCCGUGUCUUAAGAGGAAGAUAUUACAGACUGAGCUCGCCUUUACGAGUAAAUUCUGUAAAUAGUCCUUCUUAUGUAUGGACUAGUAGUAUCUCUGCUGCGAGGGAACUUUUGUUGCUGGGGAUAAGACAGAAAAUACACUCUGGUAAUGAGGUUAAAGUGUGGGAGGACCCCUGGAUUCCAUUGAAUCCUGCUAGACCAGCUAUUCCCAUAGCACCAGUUAUGAAUCCAAACAUGCGAGUGAGCGAUCUUAUAAAUCAGGAGUUGAAGGAAUGGGAUGUCAAUCUACUGGAACAAUAUGUCAGAUCUGAUGACAUACCCCUUAUAAGGAGUUUAGCCGUAAGCACAUCUCAUAGGCCAGACACGUUUUGCUGGAAUUUCACACGACAUGGACAAUACACGGUCAAGUCUGGAUAUUGGGUUGCUCAAAACUUAUUGAAGGAUGCUGAUGAAAAGCAAAUGUUAGAGCCAAGUAUUACAAAGCUCCAAGCCUUUGCUUGGAAGAUAAAGGCACCAAAGAAAAUCUGCCAUUUUAUAUGGCAAUUGUUGACUGGACAUGUGGCAGUAACGAGAAAUCUAGCAAGGAGAAAUAUGAGAUGUGACAACUACUGCCCGAGAUGUGGUGAACCAGAGGAGUCAGUAACAAAUGCUAUUUUCGAAUGUCCAUCUGCUCUACAAGUUUGGCUACAUUCAUCGACUCCAACUAAUCCUGGUGUUUUUCCAGCACCAAGUAUCUACACAAAUAUGAACUAUCUCUUCUGGGAAAAAGAUGGUUCACUUGAACCAGAGCUCGACAGGGAUCCUUAUCCCUGGCUAAUUUGGUAUAUCUGGAAGGCUCGAAAUGACAAACUCUUUAGGGGAAUAGACAGAGAUCCACUGGAACUAGUCCGAUAUGCUGAAAGUGAGUGUCAAGCUUGGUUUAAUGCCAAUGUGAUACCGCAAUUAGUACAAGAGAGCACUAUACAGGAACCCCAAGUCAUAAGCUUGGGAAAUUGGGGGGAAGACACAACUCAUGGAUUCACAAAACUUUCCCAGAAGAGAAUCAGCUCUGCACUCAUAAGUGGAAGCACUGAGAUGGGCGAUGGAGAACAUGCUUCAAUAUUCAACAUGCCAGAACUUCGGAACAGACUGCAAAGAUUUGAUCGCAAUGAUCAAGGAACCUCAGGCUUGGCCAAGUUUUGCUACGGAAUUGGAGAGGAUAGAGACACUGCUUAUAUGCUUCCCGGGCUUCAAGAUUUCUUAUGUUCCAAGAGCGCAUAA